CUUUCUUCUCUCUUUCUGUAUUAAUUAUCAACAGAAAAUGAAACAAAGUUUCUUUUUAGCUGUAUUUGUUUUUCCAACAUGGUUUUUGAUACAAAAAAUAACAAACGACGUAAAUUCAACGGUACAACUUAUUACAACAACUGCGUAAAAAGACCAUUUCAAACAGUUUGACUCCGGAGGUAAGAUGACCAAUCACGGAAAACUGUUUCUCGUUUUGGCGGUUUCAAUAGGACUCAUUGUUCAGCAAUCCCAUGGACAAAGGCCGAAUCUCACAGACCCAUGCAGUGAGUUGCAGUUGACGAUGAACACUUCGGUGUUGGAAGAGGGUCUACCUGUGCGGUUCUUUUGUAGCAGCGAGGGGUGUACCGGUUCAAAGAUUUUGUACAUUGAUGGGGAAAUACAAUCAUCGAACCAGCCAGAUUCUCAAGAUAGUGAAACAGUUUCCCUUGAUCUGAUUCCAACUCGAAAUCAAUCUGGAUCAGUGCUUGAGUGUAGACUGUUAUCAUUCAUUGGCAGUCACCUCGGUAGUGCCAACCUCACUUUGAACAUCAACUAUCCGCCUGAAACCGUUUUCAUGACGACAGAGUCUGGUGCCUGCAGGGGUACAACUUGUGGCAUGACAAUUGUCUUAUGGGGGGUCUACAGUUUCACCUGCCAGUCUCUGUCGUCGAGUCAGGCUUACGGGUUCCGAUGGGCCAUAACCUCCAAAGAUGGCGACGUGAUUGACAUUCCAGAUUCAACACAGGAAUCACAAUCUGAGCAUGACGGGGGUUGGAACGGAGUGAGCAGAAUCACACUCAGGGCACAGGCUAAUUACAAUGGGAAACGACUGGUGUGCAGCGUAUUGUACCCUGACAACAAAACGUACCAGAAGUUAACAGUCACUGUUGCCGUAGAAAGGAGUAUUUUGAUACUACUCUCUGUGGCGGCAAUACUAGCCCUGGCCGUUUUCUUAAUUUGCGCAUUCGCUGUAUACGGUGCAUGCAAGACCAUCAAAUUCAAAUGGAGCCCUGCCCGUGACGUCACAGAUCUGAGUCGUCUAAGCGUCAUAUCAAAAAAGAGGCUGUCGAAGAAAUGUUCGGUGUCACUGGACAUUCUCAACCAACCCAAGACGUUUAGGGACAACUUUCCCCGGGAGCGAAUCAAGAUGCUGAAUGUUCUUGGCGAGGGGUCGUUUGGUGUGGUGUACAUGGCGAUUGCAGAUGGCAUCUUAGAAGAUGGCAAGAAACACACUGUAGCUGUGAAGAUGCUUAAAGCUUCGGUGUCAUCUAAUGACGUGUCAGGUUUCAUGAAGGAACUGGAUGUGUGUAAGACGCUUGAACAGCACCCACACAUCAUAGAGUUGCUGGGUUGCUGUACGGAUAAAGAGCCUUUCUGCUUGAUCUUCGAGUUCGCAUCCAAAGGAAACCUUCAGAGUUUUUUACGAGAUAAGAGAAAGUCCUGGUCUGCUUCCUCGCCCUGUGAUUUGACCUCUGACCUCAUUCUGAAGUUUGCUCAUCAGAUAGCUAGUGGCAUGGAGUAUCUAUCGUCCAUGCAGAUUAUCCACAGGGAUUUAGCGACACGUAACAUCCUACUGACUGAGGAUCUGACUUGCAAAUUGUCAGAUUUCGGAUUUUCACGAGACGUUCUUUUCGAGAACCUAUAUGAAAUGUCCUCAAAUGGUGAUGUCCCGAUCCGUUGGAUGGCCAUCGAGUCCAUCGUAGAGAACAAGUAUACAACAAUGUCAGACGUAUGGUCCUAUGGAGUAUUACUGUGGGAAAUAUUCACCCUGGGUUCACAUCCCUACCCGGGAAUGGACGUCAAUAACGUCAUCAGAGCUGUACAGGAUGGGCUCCGCCUACCAAAACCAUCUCAUUGCAGUGAUAAACUGUACGAUUUGAUGAAGAGUUGCUGGUCACCAGAACCCUCCGACAGGCCAGACUUCUUCAAGUUAUUGGAGAUGACGCAAAAAAUGGCAACUUCUGCUCAUAGCUUUCUUCAGAUGUCGAAGUUUGUUCCAGAUCAAUACGAAUGAGGCUUCUAGAAAUCCCCCCCCCCAACAGAAAAAAAAAGUUUUGCAUUUUGAUAUGCCUUGUUCUUUGGCUGAUGUAUAAUAUAAGUAUGAUGAAACUUUGCAUGUUGGAAAUACGAUAAAGAAAGGUUUUCUGUAACACCAUGUAAUGAUUAUCUGUAAAUGUGUUUUUUUUUUUUUUUUUCUUCUUUUUUUUCCUGUAGUCAGGGUAUUAUAGGCUCAGCGUUCAGGUAGAAAACAGGAAAGGCCAAAAACACUUGUUCGUUAUAAAAUAUUGGUCAGAAUUAUAUGUAAAAAUUAGGACAAAACCUUUGUAUUAAAAAAACAUAUGGUGGGCCUUUGUUAGUGACUCAGCCAUUUGCAACAGAAAGUAUGUCGUUCCUUUAAUAAUUGAUUUUCCCUUUAAACCAAUAUGAACAAAUUGGAUCUUGCUUUACUGAAAACAAACUAUAUCAAAUAAACUUGGUCAUUUUACAAGACCUGGGAUGCCCUGGCUAACAUUGGGUAUUAUUAUAAGUUGCCGCGCUCCGAAAUAUAAUGUUAAUAAUAACAAACGAUAUAAUAAUCAACAUAAAAGCAGUAUCUAUAAGUAAUCAUUUAGUGUCAUUUACGUGGGCGCCUCCCUUGCUCAUUAAUAACAUGUAAAAUGUAUAUUAAUUUAUGAUAAUGUAUAAUAAUAUUAUCAGUGGUUAUAGCGCCCUCAUACA
Messenger RNA from Asterias rubens (European starfish), 2718 nucleotides. RefSeq names its product fibroblast growth factor receptor 3-like. Bases 185 to 2014 code for a protein of 609 amino acids. The transcript is spliced from 15 exons. NCBI's taxonomy places the organism in Eukaryota, Metazoa, Echinodermata, Asteroidea, Forcipulatida, Asteriidae. The record is from RefSeq and is a predicted model, not a curated record. Gene Ontology annotation, cellular component: signaling receptor complex. Gene Ontology annotation, molecular function: ATP binding; transmembrane receptor protein tyrosine kinase activity. Gene Ontology annotation, biological process: positive regulation of kinase activity; multicellular organism development; cell surface receptor protein tyrosine kinase signaling pathway.